AACGACUCUGCUAUGUGCACGCGCUCUGCUAGGCACGCGCAGCAGUGUCUCUCACGCGGGCGCGCGGGAACUAAAGGAACAUCAGGAAGGCGAUGCGGCGGGCCUCAAAAAUGGAUCACCGCGCUUUGUUCACGGCUUUAGAGAAAGUGUGUGAGGAGAACAUCUCUAUCUUGUGUGGCCCCUCUGAUCUGCCAUACGGGAGCGUUACUAAGCGCCUGGUCACCUGUCUAAAGAAAAUCCAGGAGCACGGCCGCGCUCUGGAGCCGCUGGUGUCCAGCUUUGCUGCUGUUUAUCACCACUAUGACUUGGAUGCUCAAACGCCUGGGAACGGUUACCGCUCGCUGGUUAAGAUCCUGCAGUCCUGCAUUUUACACAUCAUUCAUAAAGGCCGUUACAUCUCUUCAAACUACAACGGGGCCUUCUUCAGAGCAGAGCACAAUGCCUCAGAGAUGGAGGCGUACUGCAGCACCCUCUGCCAGCUGAGGGCGCUGCUCCACGUUGCCCAGAUGCUGCUAAACGACAAUGAGCACGGCCAGCUGCACAACCUGCAGGACGAGGAGCUGAGCAGCCGGUUCGUGCAGGAGUACAUCUCCAUGCACAAAGCCUGCUUCUACGGCCGCUGCCUUGGCUUCCAGUUCAGCCCAGCCCUGCGUCCGUUCCUGCAGACCAUCAUCAUCAGCAUGGUUUCAUAUGGAGAGACAUUCGGCAAACAGCAGUCCGGCGUUGGUACAGCUGCCCUCUCUCUAUUCACCUCAGGGAAAUAUGUCAUCAAUCCAGAGCUGCGCGGCGCUGAGUUUGAACGCAUCACCCAGAACCUGGACCUGCACUUCUGGAAGUCCUUCUGGAACAUCACAGAGUCGGACAUUUUAUCAGGCUUCACCCGGAUCGCCUCCAACCCGGUUCAGGUCAACCUCACCUUGACCGUGCCUCCAGUCACUCUGCACCUACCUCUGGCCUCAGACCACAGACUCUCCACUGCGGUGUCGCCUCCCGUCGCCCACUGGGGCCCUGGGCCUGUCCACAUGCGACUGAUCUCUUAUGAGCUUCGAGAAGGACAGGACAGUGAAGAGCUGCAGACAUUCUUCCGCAGCGAUAACGCCCCCAACUCUGUGAGCCACCUCCCCUGGGUUCAGAAGCUGCCUCCCUCCCCCUGGCUGAUCCUCCAUUUUCACGGCGGAGGCUUUGUGGCCCAGACAUCCCGUUCCCAUGAGAGUUACCUUCGGAGCUGGUCAAAGGAGCUUGGUGUCCCGGUCCUCUCUGUCGACUACUCUCUGUCUCCCGAGGCUCCCUUUCCCCGAGCUCUGGAGGAGUGUUUCUACGCAUACUGCUGGGCUCUGAACAACUGUCACCUGCUGGGCUCCACGGCAGAGCGCAUCUGUCUGGCAGGUGACAGCGCCGGAGGGAACCUCUGCAUCACCGUGUCGAUGAGAGCGCUGUCCGCCGGCAUCAGGGUUCCCGACGGCAUCAUGGCCGCCUACCCCGCCACCCUGCUCACCACUGACGCCUCGCCCUCCCGCCUGCUCACCCUCCUCGACCCACUGCUGCCUUUAGGCGUUCUUGCAAGGUGCCUUAAUGCCUAUGCAGGUACCAACUUUCAGACGGUGCAGCCCUCAGAGAGGAGGGGCAGCCUGAGCGCUCUGGGCAGAGACACGGCCCUGCUGCUCUCUGACCUCACCCAGGGCGCCUCCAAGUGGAUCCAGUCCUUCCUGGACCCCAACCGCAGCUCGGGGGUCAAGCGUUCCCAGUCCACCCCACAGAUGAGGUCCGAGACCCGCUGGACACCCACUCACACCCCACUGCCAGACCACGAACACCACGUCAGCUACCCAGAGGGCUUUGAGCCCCUGCGCUCCCAGAACUUGGCUUUCAUCCCCCCGACAUCAUCCCCCAUCUUCAGGAAUCCGUUUGUGUCGCCACUGCUGGCCCCGCCCAGCCUUCUAAAAGGCCUGCCCCCCAUCCACAUUGUGGCCUCAGCUCUGGACGCUCUGCUGGACGACUCUGUGACGUUCGCCAAGAAGCUGCGAGGGCUGGGCCAGCCGGUGAGCCUGACGGUGGUGGAGGACCUUCCCCACGGCUUCCUCAGCCUCUCUCACAUCUGCAAAGAGACGCAGUUUGCUGCCGACAUCUGCGUUUCCCGAAUCAGAGAGGUCUUUGAGCAGGAGAAAGCCACGAUCACCCAUCACAAAACCACCACGCUGCAAGACAGUCCACAGAGCACCUUUUCCUGAUGCUGAGAAAAGACAUUCAUUUCUGAAAAUCUUCAGGUCGUUAUCCUCAAAGUCAGAAAAAAACAUCCCCAUGGUUUUAUUACUUUCAUAGCAGCGUGUCAACCACUACUGAGGCUAACUUGAACAUUUAAAAAAAAACUUUCAUUUCAAAAGAGGAGACUUUUUGGCCUUCGCUGCACUUUAAACCCGUCCUGCUCAGCACUUUCUGGAGGCGACAGCGUUCCAGAGAACCGGCUUGAGGACCCCAACGCUCACAGAACCGCUCCAAUCUCCUCGUCACCGCAGACACCCGUAAGCCGACCGCAGGGUUUCAUUAAAGCAGGAACCACACUCCAUUAUUCACUCCAUGCUGUUAUUUAUUACCUGAUAAACCAGUUUGUUACAUAUUUACCGCUAACUGACAGAGGCCUUCAGCUUGUGUUCACCAGCAGCUCGAGGGUGUGAGCCUAAAGGAACUGUCUGUAAAAGAAACUGCUUCAGCCUUUCUGACCUGCAUUAAAUCAACAGCACAAAUGUUGUUUACGUUCGUUUUAUUCUGAAAAGCAAACGGGAAGUGUUAUAGUGUUUUGUCAGAGCACCUUGUUGUUUGCUUGUUAGAGUUAAAGCUAUGGUUUAGAUUAAUUUUUGUUCUUUCUUUUCCCACUGAUUUACCUUUGAUAUUAGCAGACCGAGAGGGGACGCAAAUCAGCGUAACACCAAAGCUGACCCACUUCUCCACUGCAAGAUCUUCCCACUUUGUAAACCAAUAAAAACAAUUUUAAAACUUUGCUCUCAGCUUUAACUAAUACAUAAGUGAUUGUAUUUGUCUCUCUCAUUCCUAAAAUUGUCAACUUGAAUAAGAUUAAAUCUGUAAUCAAAGAAUAAGCUCAUCUGUGUCCAGUUUGGUGUGAAACUUGAUCAAUUUUUUUUCAACAUUUUAAAAUUCAAGUUCAUCUCUGUAUUGGUGGUUUUAAUAAGGGAAUGCAGGCUAUAUUAUUUCUACAAACUAUUUUAGUUUAGGGAACAAAUUAACCAAAUGUAAGUUACGGAAACUGAUGGAAAACUGUAAAGUCAAAUAAAACAAAUAUCCUUGUUUUCCUAG
Messenger RNA from Oryzias melastigma (Indian medaka), 3309 nucleotides. RefSeq names its product lipase, hormone-sensitive a (gene lipea). Bases 93 to 2228 code for a protein of 711 amino acids. NCBI's taxonomy places the organism in Eukaryota, Metazoa, Chordata, Actinopteri, Beloniformes, Adrianichthyidae. Gene Ontology annotation, biological process: triglyceride catabolic process; cholesterol metabolic process. Gene Ontology annotation, cellular component: cytosol. The transcript has 11 exons. Gene Ontology annotation, molecular function: sterol ester esterase activity; triacylglycerol lipase activity. The record is from RefSeq and is a predicted model, not a curated record.